This is a messenger RNA of Sycon ciliatum, 1262 nucleotides long. Its product is annotated as mRNA turnover protein 4 homolog. Gene Ontology annotation, cellular component: preribosome, large subunit precursor; nucleolus. The transcript is spliced from 9 exons. The record is from RefSeq and is a predicted model, not a curated record. Gene Ontology annotation, biological process: ribosomal large subunit biogenesis; nuclear-transcribed mRNA catabolic process; rRNA processing. Gene Ontology annotation, molecular function: RNA binding. The coding region runs from base 179 to 904 and encodes 241 amino acids. NCBI's taxonomy places the organism in Eukaryota, Metazoa, Porifera, Calcarea, Leucosolenida, Sycettidae.
AAGUUCUAUUGUGAUUGUGGGGAUUCAAACUUCAGCGUUCCUUGCCUAUCAAACAAAUUUUAGCUUCUUUAUUGUCACGAAUGAGCUCGAGCUAUUGAAAGCCGAUAGAGCAUUGGAAGCAAACGGUGCCCGAGUAGAUCUUUGUGGAGAGCCGUCGCCGUUCCCUUCGUUGUUCACGAUGCCCAAAUCGAAGAGAAAUAAAGUCGUUGCCCUGACGAAGACGCGCAGUAAAGGUUUCGAGCUGAAGAAGAAGCUUCAUGAUGAAAUAAAAACAUGUGCGGAUGACUACGCAUAUGCGUUUGUUUUCUCCGUUGAGAACAUGCGUAAUAACAUUCUGAAGGAACUGCGCUCCAACUGGAAACAGCAUAGCAGAUUCUUCUUUGGCAAGAACAAGGUAAUGGCAUCAGCAAUGGGCAAGUCACCAUCCGAUGAACACCAGCCAGAGCUUCACAGAUUAGCGAGGAAACUACGGGGCAACGUCGGUCUUCUCUUUACAAACAAGGAGCGCGACGAAGUCGUGUCGUUCUUUCAGACGUUCAGUGGCAGAAGUGAAGCCAAGCCAGGCUUUGUGGCUACAGAAACGGUGGAGUUGUGUGAAGGACCUCUUGAUCAGUUCAGUCACUCCAUGGAACCACAGUUCAGACAGCUGGGUCUACCCACAGCACUCAAGAAAGGAGUGAUAACCCUACUCUCUGAGUACACAAUAUGCAAGAAAGGCGACACGCUCACACCGGAGCAGGGCCGUAUCUUGAAACUCUUUGGCCACCAGAUGGCCAUGUUCAAAGUCAACUUGCUGUGCGUCUGGGCAUCGUCUGGCACCUUUGAGCAGCUUUCCGACGCCGUAGCAGAGGGAGCGGACGAUGACGCGGAUGGAGAUGACGAAGAGGAUGAGGAUAUGGGCUGAGGAGCUGGAGAUGUUCGGUCGUCAGUCGCGCGCACUCUCUCUCUCUCUCUAUCUCUCUCGGUCUCACUCUCUCCCCCGCCAACUCGUGUACAUAACUACUUUCUUCAGUUCCGACUCUCGGAUGUCCCUCGCGCCCAGGAGUUGUGGCUGAAUGUGGGCAGGAUGUUAGAGUGGCGUGAUUCUGAUUUCUUGACCUCUCCCUAUUUAACCUAGAUAAAGACUAUUGUGUACGUGGAGUUGUUGAGAGAAGAGACACUAUUCUUCAGUCACUGCUGCUGCUGCUGCUGCAACAACAGUUCUAAGUAGUAAACUUACUACUCUACACACUGCCUUGCGCACUGGUGGAGUGAAUAACAGA